Messenger RNA from Ixodes scapularis (black-legged tick), 1269 nucleotides. Its product is annotated as zinc finger protein 782-like. The record is from RefSeq and is a predicted model, not a curated record. The transcript has 6 exons. Gene Ontology annotation, cellular component: nucleus. The coding region runs from base 1 to 1269 and encodes 422 amino acids. Lineage: Eukaryota; Metazoa; Arthropoda; Arachnida; Ixodida; Ixodidae.
AUGUAUUGGGGAGGGGGGACGCUUCCAUGCGAGUCAAGCCCCCUCGAGCGCGGAACGCUGCGCACGCCUACGGCCACGACACGCAGGCAGUUGAGGAAGCGACCUCUGAAAACUUGGCAAUGGCGCCUUGCAGCCAGUGGCCUGCGGGUUGCGUCCCAGCGAGUGGCGGGCCGCGUGUUUGAGACGCCUGAUCUAGGUUAUGGAGCCACAUUGUUGGAGGAGACCAGCUACCCAUUGAAAGUCACCGAGGAUAUAUGGUUUGCAUGCUGUUCCUGCACCCAUGUCACCAAAGAUCAGCGUGGAAUUGUGAGCCACCUGGCUGCCCAUGGUGAUAAACAAUCCAAGUGCCAGCAUCCUCCCAUGUCUGGCUCUAAAACCCAAGUGCUUGGAAACACUCAAAAGCAAAACAGCGAAAAGCCAUUUAAGUGCAAGCUUUGCCCCCAAAAGUUUGCUUAUAAUUCCAUUCUUACCUUUCAUAAUCAAACACAUACUGGUGUCAAGCCAUUUAGGUGCAAGCUGUGUCCCCAAGCCUUCGCUCGCAAUUCCUAUCUGCAAAGCCAUAAUAAUGUGCACACUGGUGAAAAGCCAUUUAAAUGCAAGCAGUGCCCCAAAGCCUUUGCUCAAUAUUCCAGUCUGAGAAAGCAUUUUCGAGCACACACUGGUGAAAAGCCAUUCACAUGCAAGUACUGUCUUAAAGCCCUCACCCAAUUUUCCAGUCUACAAAGGCAUAAUCAAACACACGCAGGUGAAAAGCCAUUUAAGUGGAGGCACUGUCCCAAAGCCUUUGCUCAAAAUUCCUAUCAGAAAGAUCAUAAUCGAACACACACUGGCGAAAAGCCAUUUAUGUGCAAGCACUGUCCCAAGGCCUUUGCUCGAAAUUCCUCUCUUAAAAAUCAUAUUGGAACACAUACUGAUGAUAAUUUUCAAUUGGUUUACGAAAUCGAGAAACGAAAACGUAUAAUUAAGAACAAAAUUAACAACAAUAUUACAAAAGCUGCUAAAAGAAAAGCGUGGCAGGAGAUCGCAUCCGUGGCGAAUUCGCGGCAUCCAUCGACGCUGCGCACUGUGCCGCAACUCAAAAAGCAGUGGCAAAACCUCAAAUCUCGCAGCCGCGCUGAACUGACCCUCUCGAAGAGAGCAGACUCCACGACCGGCGCAGGGCGCAACGACCACACACUGACACCGCUGGCUGAGGCUGUGCUGGCGGUCAUUGGUUCCACAAGCCCCAACCUUCUGGGCAUUGAAGGAGGCAUAGACACCGACGAGUGA